AUGGAUUCCUCAACUCUUCCAAUUUUAAGUCAGGCUUCAGAGUCUGCGGAAAGGAAUGGAUCCUCUGACCCGGAAACAAUGAAACAGAUGGUGGUUCUUGAACGGGACAAGAUCCAAGAGUUGAAGAAAACGGUUCCAGGGAUGUGGCGAUUACCUACAAAUCCCGACCUUUGUUGUAUCUACAGAGUCCCAAACUGUAUACGCGAAGUAAAUCCAAAAGCAUACACGCCUCAACUAGCCGUGAUUGGUCCUCUUCACCACUGUUUAAAAUCUCAAGCUCCCAAGGCUCUUGGAGACGUCGCAAACACAAAGUCAAUGGGCUACAUAAACGUGGAAGAGCACAAGAAGACUUACCUAGCGGCCUUCGCACAAAGAGUUCAAGGGAGAAAAACCAUCGAUGAGUUCAGGAGAAUUAUCGAAGAAGACGAAGCGAUAAUUAGAGCAAGCUACUCAGAAUCAACGGCUUGGAUUAAAUCUCCAGAGUUCGUGGAGAUGAUCUUGCACGACUCUGUUUUCAUAAUAGAGAUCAUGUUGAGGUAUUCCAUAAUAGGACCACAGAGAACAGGGGAUCCUCUCAUGGACGAGCCUUGUCUUGAAAACACAGUGAAGAGAGAUCUCAUGUUGCUCGAGAACCAGCUUCCUUAUUUCAUCCUCGAGAAACUCUUUGAUCCAAUUGUUCCAUUACUCCGUCGCGACGAGACACUCCGUACACUUGUUAUUAGUCACUUUGGAUUGAGAAAGAGUAAUCUCAAGAACAACACAAAGUUCAGACAUUUCACUGAUCUGUAUAGGAGUGUCCGCGUGGAUAAGUUUCAGAAGUAUGAUAGAGAGGUAAAUUACACGUUCCACAUGCAUAAUGCGGAUAAGCUAUACAGUAAGGGAGUGAACUUUGAGGUCGUAAAGGAAGAAGAAGAAUUCUUCGAAGAGUUUUCGUCUGUGGAGGUGAAAUUCGAGCACGGUUGUUUGAAGAUACCCUGUUUCUUAGCUGAUGACGAAGUGGAGAUAACACUUAGAAACAUAAUGGCUCUUGAGCAAUGUCACUACCCUUUCAAUGCUUAUGUAUGUAGCUACGUCGUGUUCUUGGAUUUCCUUGUCGACAAUGAUAAAGACGUCGAUUUGCUCGUCGAGAAAGGGAUAAUAAAGCAUUGGAAUGGGCACCAAGGUUUGGUGACUAAAAUGAUAAACAAGCUCUGUGUGGGAGUCGUGGACCAUGGCUCUUACUAUUCUGAUUUGGUGAAGAGUGUCAAUGAUCGCUACAAGCACCCAUUCUAUAAUUCAUUUGGCGUCCUUAGGCGAGUGUAUUUCAGCAACAUGUGGAAAGGAACAGCCACCAUAGCCGCGAUCUGUAUAUUGCUGCUGACCCUUACCCAGACCGUCACUUCGCUCAUUGAACUUCUCCAGAAGAAGAAGAAGUAG
This is a messenger RNA of Arabis nemorensis, 1416 nucleotides long. NCBI's taxonomy places the organism in Eukaryota, Viridiplantae, Streptophyta, Magnoliopsida, Brassicales, Brassicaceae. The record is from the annotation of a GenBank genome assembly.